GUUGGUUCUGGGGAAGGAGGCGGGACGUUCCCCUCAGUGCCGGGCCGGGCGGCUGCGGGAGGAGGAAGCAGCCGCCGCCGCGGCAGGACAGAAGGGACGAGCCCAGGGGCCGGAGCGGCUCCGGCGGCCGGAGCGGGCGCCAUGGAGGACGGAGUCUAUGUGCCCCCGGACCUGACCCCCGAGGAGCGGCUGGAGCUGGAGAACAUCCGGCGGCGGAAACAAGAGCUGCUGGUGGAAAUCCAGCGGCUGCGGGAUGAGCUGAGCGAGGCCAUGAACGAGGUGGAGGGUCUGGAGGCGAAUGAGGGCAGCAAAACCCUUCAGAGGAACCGGAAGAUAGGGAUGGGCCGCAAGAAAUUCAACAUGGAUCCUAAAAAGGGCAUCCAGUUCCUGGUGGAGAACGAGCUGCUGCACAACACGCCCGAGGAGAUCGCCCGGUUCCUCUACAAGGGGGAGGGGCUCAACAAGACAGCCAUCGGGGACUACCUGGGGGAGAGGGAGGACUUCAACAUCGCCGUGCUGCACGCCUUCGUCGACCUGCACGAGUUCACCGACCUCAACCUGGUGCAGGCGCUGCGGCAGUUCCUAUGGAGCUUCCGCCUGCCCGGGGAGGCCCAGAAGAUCGACCGCAUGAUGGAGGCCUUUGCCCAGCGUUACUGUCUCUGCAACCCCGGCGUCUUCCAGUCCACAGACACCUGCUACGUGCUCUCCUUCGCCGUCAUCAUGCUGAACACCAGCCUGCACAACCCCAACGUGCGGGACAAACCCAGCGUGGAGCGAUUCAUCACCAUGAACCGGGGCAUCAACGACGGGGGCGACCUGCCCGAGGAGCUGCUGCGGAACCUGUACGACAGCAUCCGGAACGAGCCGUUCAAGAUCCCGGAGGACGACGGGAACGACCUGACCCACACGUUCUUCAACCCGGACCGGGAGGGCUGGCUGCUCAAGCUGGGCGGGCGCGUGAAAACGUGGAAAAGACGCUGGUUCAUCCUGACUGACAACUGUCUGUACUACUUCGAGUACACCACGGACAAGGAGCCGCGGGGGAUCAUCCCACUGGAGAACCUGAGCAUCCGGGAGGUGGAGGAUCCCCGCAAGCCGAACUGCUUUGAGCUCUACAUUCCCAACAACAAGGGCCAGCUGAUCAAGGCCUGCAAGACGGAGGCCGACGGGCGGGUGGUGGAAGGGAACCACAUGGUCUAUCGCAUCUCGGCCCCCACGCAGGAGGAGAAGGACGAGUGGAUCAAAUCCAUCAAGGCUGCCGUCAGCGUGGACCCCUUCUACGAGAUGCUGGCUGCCCGCAAGAAGCGCAUCUCGGUCAAGAAGAAACAGGAGCAGGCGUGAGCCGGGCCGGCCAGCAGGCUGCCUUUCUGUGCCCCCCCCCCGAACCCACCUCCCUGGGCGCCGCUGAAACUGACACCCCCCUGGGCUGGGGGGCCCAGCCACGGACAGACAGACAGAGCAUCACUGACUUCCCCUCUCCCAGCAUCUGUGUGCACCACCAGCCGGAUCUGUCUUCUGAAACACUACCCCCCAGGCACCCCACUUGGGCUACAGCCCCUCUCCAGGAGCCACUGGGUACCAUGCGCCAGCAAUCCCCUGCCCGCCCGUGGGGGCUGCGGCCUGGGGCCUUUGCCAUGCCACCGGCUCAGGACCUUGCAGCUGAUUCUGAUCAGGAGUGACUCCAGAUUGACCCUGGAAGAGCAGAGAUCAGAAUCCAAACCUGCCCCCAUUGCAAAUGGGAGUGACUCUGGAU
Molecule: messenger RNA, 1753 nt
Organism: Mauremys reevesii (Reeves's turtle)
Lineage: Eukaryota; Metazoa; Chordata; Testudines; Geoemydidae
Product: cytohesin-2
Exons: 12
Coding region: 142-1341 (399 amino acids)
Biological process (GO): regulation of ARF protein signal transduction
Molecular function (GO): guanyl-nucleotide exchange factor activity
Source: RefSeq, a predicted model, not a curated record